AUGGUGGAUCCGAAUUGUACUACAACUACAGCUGACUUUGUUUUCUCAGGACUGAAAGCUUCCAAGGAUGUGCAGAUCACCCUGUUUGUGCUAUUCUUAAUGACUUAUCUGGUCACACUGAUAGGGAAUCUUGGGAUGGUAGCUUUGAUCCAUGCUGAUGCCCAGCUCCAAACUCCCAUGUUCUCCUUCUUAAAGAGCUUGUCCAUUGUUGACAGCUGUUAUUCAACAGUUAUCACUCCAAAGAUGUUGGUGGACCUGUUAGUAAGAAAAGGCACCAUUACGUACAUAGGUUGUGUUACUCAAUACUUUGCUUUCAUCUUUUUUGUGACCUCAGAGUGUCUUCUGCUUGCCGUGAUGGCAUAUGACCGUUACGUUGCCAUCUGCUACCCAUUGCUCUAUGUCGUCAUCAUGUCCCCAAAGAGGUGUGUACAGCUAUUGACAGGAACAUACACAUGGGCUUUCUUGACCUCUUUAGUCCACACCAGUGGCUUGCUCAGGUUGUCUUUCUGUGACUCCAAUGUCAUCAACCAUUUCUUCUGUGAUAUCACUCCCCUGCUGGACCUAUCCUCCACAAACACUUACAUCAAUGAACUAUUUAUCUUCACAUUUGGCACCUUAGUUGAACUAACCAGCAUUGUCACGAUCCUUGUCUCUUAUGUUUUCAUUGUGAUUACGGUGUUAAGGAUACAGUCUGCCGAGGGAAGGAGAAAAGCCUUCUCCACUUGCACAUCCCACCUCAUGGCAGUCACAAUCUUUCAUGGCACCAUUCUCUUCAUGUAUUUCCGACCUAGAUCUAGCUAUUCAUUGCAUACAGACAAAGUAGCAUCAGUGUUCUAUACUGUGGUGAUCCCUAUGUUGAAUCCCCUGAUCUACAGCCUGAGAAACAGGGAGGUUAAGGAUGCCAUGAGGAGAGUGGUGCAGAGAAUGUUAUUAUUACAUUGCUGA
This is a messenger RNA of Rhineura floridana, 945 nucleotides long. RefSeq names its product olfactory receptor-like protein COR4. Gene Ontology annotation, molecular function: odorant binding; olfactory receptor activity; G protein-coupled receptor activity. NCBI's taxonomy places the organism in Eukaryota, Metazoa, Chordata, Lepidosauria, Squamata, Rhineuridae. The record is from RefSeq and is a predicted model, not a curated record. Gene Ontology annotation, cellular component: membrane. Gene Ontology annotation, biological process: sensory perception of smell; G protein-coupled receptor signaling pathway. The transcript has a single exon. The coding region runs from base 1 to 945 and encodes 314 amino acids.